This is a messenger RNA of Pygocentrus nattereri (red-bellied piranha), 763 nucleotides long. It is a transcript of the gene nppc, whose product is annotated as natriuretic peptide C. Gene Ontology annotation, cellular component: extracellular region. The coding region runs from base 110 to 496 and encodes 128 amino acids. The transcript has 3 exons. Lineage: Eukaryota; Metazoa; Chordata; Actinopteri; Characiformes; Serrasalmidae. The record is from RefSeq and is a predicted model, not a curated record. Gene Ontology annotation, biological process: receptor guanylyl cyclase signaling pathway; cGMP biosynthetic process. Gene Ontology annotation, molecular function: hormone receptor binding; hormone activity.
GCUUUAAAGCCUACGAAGAGCUGCGGCUUUUGCGCUGAGAGCCGAAGUGCUGAGAGUUUCGACCUUCCGAACUCUUUCUGUCCGUUUCUGUCCGUCUCAGAGGCUCGUGAUGGCGCACUGGGCUGCGUUCGGGCUGCUGGUGGCGCUGCUGGUCAUCACCGCGGAGAGCAGACCGGCCACUCAGACUCAGCACGAGACGCUGAGGGAGCUGCUGGGUGACGAGCUGGCUGACCUGGUGAUUUCAGGGGACGCUGAGCAGGCGCUGGCGGCCCGAGCCCGGCUCCUGAGGGACUUGCGCGUGGACACGCGGGCGAAGGGCGUGUGGGCGAGGAUCAUGAGCGAACAGCCCGGCUCACGCAGACAAAAAACAGGCUCGAAGAAAGCAGGCGGCACCACCCGCAGCGGCUGCUUCGGACACAAGAUGGACAGGAUAGGCACCCUCAGCGGCAUGGGCUGCCAGCCCGCCCACUACCCCUCCGCUAGCAACCUCUCAUGAGUGAUUAAAGGACGCCGUUUGGAUUUGGACAUUAUUGACUUAGUUGCUCCUCUUUUGGGGGAAAAGACCUCAAAGGCGCCGGAUUAACGGUACAGAAGCGCCACGACCAGUUAUGGGGACGAACAUCAUUUAAACCAACAAAAAAACACACACAUGUAUAAACGACAACACUCCACAAGAUUUGGGGACAGUGGUGUAAAAAAAAAAAGAAAAACUCGCAAAGCUGUAUAUUGUCGCUGCUGCUGUACAUUCAUGUACUUCAUUCCA